This is a messenger RNA of Prunus armeniaca (apricot), 324 nucleotides long. Lineage: Eukaryota; Viridiplantae; Streptophyta; Magnoliopsida; Rosales; Rosaceae. The record is from the annotation of a GenBank genome assembly.
AUGAUUCAGCAAUUUUUUGGCCGAAGCUUGAAUUGGCAGCAUAAACAGUGUAAAGACCCUCGUCCAAAUCCAGUCAUUAAGACUCUUUUCGUUGAUCAUGUUUGUGAACCACAGGAAAAUGUUCCUUUGCCUCUACCAUUUGAAAACAAUUUGGAAAACUGUUUGUCUUUGUCUCUAUCGACUGGGAACAUUUUGCAACCUUCACAAGCAACAUCAAAUCCACUUCCAACUUCUUCUGCUGAGCUGAGCCAAAAAUUUAUCUGUAACACAAGAUGCGCUCUCUUUGGGAGCAGUAUCUCUCAGUGCUGCAAAGAGCCCAGGUAA